AUGCCACCCCAGAUCAAGCAGGACCUGAACCGCUCAGGCUGGGAAUCGACUGAUUUUCCUUCCGUUUGCGAAAACUGUCUGCCAGAGAAUCCUUACGUCAAAAUGCUGAAGGAGGAUUACGGGUCCGAGUGUAAAUUGUGCACGAGACCGUUUACUGUCUUCAGUUGGAGUGCUGACCGAGCCCACGGCCGAAAGAAGCGAACAAAUAUUUGCUUGACCUGCGCGCGGCUCAAAAACUGCUGUCAGGCAUGCAUGCUGGAUCUUUCUUUUGGACUGCCCAUCGUUGUCCGCGAUGCUGCCUUGAAGAUGGUGGCUCCUGGACCAUCGUCCGACAUCAAUCGCGAAUACUUUGCGCAAAACAACGAGCACGCCAUCGAGGAAGGCCGGGCGGGAGUCGAAGAAUACCAGAAGACGGACGAAAAGGCCAGAGAACUCCUGAGAAGAUUGGCUGCAAGCAAACCAUACUUUCGCAAGGGCCGCACCGUCGAGGGUUCUAAUGAUGAGACUCAGACAGCCUCCAGCUCAAGUGGUGGAAUAGGCGGCAACCCAGCCGUCGGUGCCGGUGUCGGUGGAUCAGGCCCGAUUCGUACCAGGGAUUCGAGAGCUGCCGCAGCUCUCGGCGCGAGGCCGGGCAGGGCGAAGCAAGCUUUUCCAAGCGCUGCCCAACUGCCUCCUGGACCACAGGAUUGGAUGCCCCCAGCUGAUGAGAACAUAAUGUCCCUUUUUCUCACCGGAAUCGAGGACGACCUCCCAGAGCACAAGAUCCGAGAAUACUUCAAAGCACAUGGCAGACUCAAGAGUUUGGUUUGCUCCCACAUGUCGCACUGCGCAUUUGUCAACUACGAGACGAGGGAGGCGGCCGAGCAUGCCGCCGCCGCGUGUCAGGGUCGAGCCGUCAUUGCAGGAUGCCCGUUACGUGUACGUUGGGGGGUUCCAAAAGCCAUCGGUACUAUGGACAAGGAGCAGCGUUCACAAAUGCUCAUGGACGCUCGACGAGGGCAGGUGAACGCGCGUGGAACGGAUGGCAAGGGUGUAAGAAGGCAGGUCGCCGGUCGUCCGGACGCAGGAAAAGCCGCUCACUCGCCAGCUGCGCCAGUGGUUGCGCCUCCACCAGGCUCAGACGACGGUGCGCAGUAUGCUAGUCUACAGGGUGACUGA
This is a messenger RNA of Colletotrichum orchidophilum, 1158 nucleotides long. RefSeq names its product RNA recognition domain-containing protein. Lineage: Eukaryota; Fungi; Ascomycota; Sordariomycetes; Glomerellales; Glomerellaceae. The record is from RefSeq and is a predicted model, not a curated record. Gene Ontology annotation, cellular component: U2-type catalytic step 2 spliceosome; Prp19 complex; U2-type catalytic step 1 spliceosome. The transcript has 2 exons. Gene Ontology annotation, molecular function: pre-mRNA binding; U6 snRNA binding. Bases 1 to 1158 code for a protein of 385 amino acids.